Piliocolobus tephrosceles (Ugandan red Colobus) is the source of this 3187-nucleotide messenger RNA. RefSeq names its product zinc finger protein 672 (gene ZNF672). NCBI's taxonomy places the organism in Eukaryota, Metazoa, Chordata, Mammalia, Primates, Cercopithecidae. The transcript has 5 exons. The record is from RefSeq and is a predicted model, not a curated record. The coding region runs from base 943 to 2301 and encodes 452 amino acids.
CGGGAGCCGGGAGUGGGGUCCCCCGGGCUUUCUCUCUUAGCCCCGCCUCCUUCCCGGCUCCAGCUGGGGCCGGCGAGCCUGAGUGGUGGCUACGCUGCUCGCUGGCCUCUCACUCUUCCCAGCAACCGGUGACACUGCCCGCGCGAGACUGACCACUAGCCGGCGCGGGCGAGAGGGACAGGAGCGUGACCUCCCCAUCCCGAGGGGCCGGACGCUCGGGCGCCUUCCCGCUCCCCCAACUCGGAGGCCGCGCGCGCCGUUACCCCCUUCCUCGCUCCCCCGCCCCAGUCCCGCAAUCCGGGAGGCGGGGGUCGGCAGCCGGCUGAGUGGGAACCGCGCGGUGUCUGAGGAGCCAGUCGGCGACCGGUUUCUACUUCAAGCGUGAUCCCCUUGCUUGUGGGAUGAGCUCCAGCAUGGGGUGAGGUACAGAAGAGAGACUCGAAGAGCCUGCCUUGGGACUUAAGCGCCAAACCUGCACCCUAGCAAGUGUCUUACUCCACAUCCGUAAUGGAAGGAAAUGAUGUCUGGAAUUUAAAAUACUCUAGAGCUUCUCUCAACCAAAAAAAAAAAAAAAACGUGGAGUCGUGGUGUGGAUGAAACAAGAAUGGUAAAAUGCACAUCCUACUCCAGAGGCACAAGAGGAGGACAUCCCAUGCUGGCUACUCCUGCCCAGCGUGGUGGGGGAGCAGAAGCUCCAGAGCCCAGACUUGCAGGCUCACGGUGCAGGGUGAACCUGGCCACAGCUCACCUCUGGAACAGCCGCAGUGUCUGCCCUUAGAGAAGAACCCUGAAAUCAGACCAGUUUUUGCGGCCUCCCCCUUUCCUCUCUGUUACAGUGCCCUUUCCAGGCCUUAAGAGAAGUAAAACUUAGCCACAGCGUCAGGAGGUGGACGUGGACCCCCGAAUGUGAGUGGCACGGUUCCCUGUGAUCCCAUCCUCACCAUGUUUGCCACAUCUGGGGCAGUGGCAGUGGAGAAGCCUUACGCGUGCAGCGAGUGUGGCAAGAGCUUCUGCUACAGCUCAGUGCUGCUGCGACAUGAACGAGCUCACGGCGGUGACAGCCGCUUCCGGUGUCUAGAAUGCGGUGAGCGCUGUGCACGGGCUGCCGACCUCCGAGCGCACAGGCGCACCCAUGCUGGCCAGACCCUCUACAUCUGCAGUGAGUGCGGACAAAGCUUUCGCCACAGCGGCCGCCUUGACCUACACUUGGGAGCACACCGGCAGCGAUGCCGCACUUGCCCCUGCCGCACCUGCGGCCGCCGCUUCCCGCACCUCCCGGCGCUGCUGCUACACCGGCGCCGUCAGCAUCUGCCAGAGCGGCCCUGCCGCUGCCCGUUGUGCGCCCGCACCUUCCGACAGAGCGCGCUGCGCUUCCACCAGGCGCGGGCGCACCCCCCGGGGACAACCUCUGACCCUGCCGCCCCACCCCACCGCUGCGCGCAAUGCCCGCGAGCCUUCCGGAGCGGCGCCGGGCUGCGGAGUCACGCGCGCAUCCACGUGCCCCGGAGCCCCGUGCGACCCCGUGCCUCCGACGCCCACCAGUGUGGCGUGUGCGGCAAGUGCUUCGGCAAGAGCUCUACGCUGACGCGACACCUGCAGACGCACUCCGGGGAGAAGCCCUUCAAGUGCCCGGAGUGCGGCAAGGGCUUCCUAGAGAGCGCCACGCUGGUGCGCCACCAACGCACACACACGGGCGAGAAGCCGUACGCAUGUGGCGACUGCGGACGCUGCUUCAGCGAGAGUUCCACGCUGCUGCGCCACCGGCGCAGCCAUCAGGGCGAGCGGCCACACGCGUGCGCCACUUGUGGCAAGGGUUUCGGGCAGCGCUCCGACCUGGUGGUGCACCAGCGCAUCCACACGGGCGAGAAGCCCUUCGCGUGCCCCGAGUGCGGCCGCCGCUUCAGCGACCGCUCGGACCUCACCAAGCACCGGCGCACACACACAGGCGAGAAGCCCUACCGCUGCGAGCUGUGCGGCAAGCGGUUCACGUGCGUGUCCAAUCUCAACGUGCAUCGGCGCAACCAUGCCGGCCACAAGCCACACAAAUGCCCCGAGUGCAGCAAGGCCUUCAGCGUCGCCUCCAAGCUUGCACUACACCGCAAGACGCACCUGGGCGAACGGCCAGCGGAGUGCGCAGAGUGCGGCAAGUGCUUCAGCCACAGCCGCUCGCUGUCGCAGCAUCAGCGGGCCCACGCGCGCGCCCGCACCGCUGCUGCCGUUGCCAUCCAGUCCGCAGUGGGCACUGCCCUCGUCUUUGAGGGGCCGACUGAACACGAAAAUCCAGGGUUCUUUGUGUCCUAGUUGAGGGAGGCUUGCUGAGGCUUCUCUAAAGGUGGUUGGGAAGCACCUGUAUAAUACCACGGGGACAGCUGAGGCAACUGGUAGAUGGAGGUUUAGGAAAAGACGAUGUGGCCUCCUGCCUUUCCAGUUUCUGUCGGCAGCCCUUCCCUUGGCCUCCUGCCUCGCCUCUGCACCUACUCCCUGUCGGCCCUUUUGCCAUCCUGCCCUCGUAUAACUCGGAUUCUCUCCUCAGGUGUAGGUGCAGGGAGUCCGGGAAACCUUGGACUCCCCUGAGUGCAAGAGCCCAGGUGUUGGUGUGUCCCUUUAACGCCACUGUGCUUUCUGGUGUUUCCGAUUUUCCUGCCUUUGUUCUGUCUUCUUUUGUCCCAUCUCCUUAUUCCAGCCGGCAUCUUCUCCUUUCCCGAUUACUUUUGUUGUCCUGCCUCUUCCGGUAGUGGUCACAGACUUGGCUGUAGUCACGUUACCAGCCCUGUGGCUUGACUCUUGGUUCCCUGUUAACUCUCUGCCUCUGAGAAAUGUGGGUAUGGCGGUUGGAAAGCUCACUUCCAGGCAGGAUGUCUCCAUGCUAGGAGCUGCCUGCACCCUGGCAGAGGUGGCCACUCACGUGAAGGUGGGCAGGGCCCUUAGCAUGGCCACACGUCCCCCAGGCAGAUCAAGGGUCCUCUCAGAACAAUGUUCCCCAGCCAGGUGAGGAACAUUUUCACUGGGACUCAGGCCAGAAUCACAUGUGUCCACAAAGCCAGGCACUGCCAAGUGGAACAUGAGGUUAUUUCCAAAUCAUGGGAGCCACCAGUAGGGAGAGGGCAGGAUGGAAAAUCCCCUGGAGCUGGUCAACAACUUUUUGCUCAUGGCUAGUGAAAUAAAGUUGUUUGUUUGAGUUAUAGAU